GCGUCGGCGCACUAAAAGGACGUCACCGUGUGGCUGUUUUGUGUUUAGCAGUGUACUUGAUGUGAAAAACCUCCAAAAAAUGGAAAAGAAAGUGGCAACAGACAACUUGGAAAUGCGUCUUCAGGCACUGGAGACUCGCAUCUAUGGCGAAAGGAGAAGCAAAAGCGGAAGACCAUUAAAGUGUGCAGACUAUUUAGCCAGAAUACAGGCAGGUCUGACCAACACAGCCAACAAGCGAGAACGAGUAAAAAUCCUGCACAAAAAGAUUGAAGACCUUAUGAAGUACCUGGACCCCCAGUUCACUGACCAUAUUGCCGUGCCCGACACCAUGAAGUUGGAGUUCAUCCUUGCUGAGGAGGACUUCCUGCUUUCCCAGGCUGCUUUGCUGGAGCAGGCUAACAACCUGCAGCCGCUGCUGGACAGCUCCUACAUCAGAGAUGUCCCUGAGCAUGCGACUAAGCUCCAGCGUCUCUCUCAGAUUCACAUCAAGCAGCAGGACCAAGCUGAUGCUCAGUGCCAGGAAGUGAAGAAACUUUUUGAGGAGUACAACAAAAUGAUGUUCCUGCUGUCGAAGCAGUUCACUCAGUGGGAUGAGACCCUGAGAAAGCUGGAGGAGGCAAAGGGCAUCCGGCCUGUGGAGUAACUCUGGCCUGCAUGCAUACCUCUGAUGAUGAAGACAUCAACAGCUUGUGCAGCUUUAUAACUUGACAAAAACACAUUUUCUCAAAAAAGUCCAAGCUGAUUCAGCAUUGUAGAUUGUAACUGAAUCAGUUAUGUUGGUGUGGUACAGUUGCUGCAACAAAAAAAUCAUCAGUCGUUUGAAGGAACUCACUCCCCUCAUGUGACAGCCUGGAAUUGCUGUUUUUAUUUAUUUGUACGCAUAGGAGCGUUUUGAUGGUCACAUGUUAGAAUUACUUGUCAAGCAUUCCAGCUUCUCUGCUGCAGCUCGGUCACAAGACUUGCAUCGCCUGACUUGCACAGACAUCACAACUUUAGCAAACCUUUCCUUACAUUUGGUCUACUGACAAGAGCUCAACAGUGUUUCCAGUUGUAAAUGUCAUACAAUAUGAUUGCUUUUAAUCUAAUAAAUAUGGUUUAAUUUGACUAUUCCAAUGUAGCGAAA
Doryrhamphus excisus (bluestripe pipefish) is the source of this 1123-nucleotide messenger RNA. RefSeq names its product dynactin 3 (p22) (gene dctn3). Lineage: Eukaryota; Metazoa; Chordata; Actinopteri; Syngnathiformes; Syngnathidae. Gene Ontology annotation, biological process: cytoskeleton-dependent cytokinesis. Gene Ontology annotation, cellular component: dynactin complex. The record is from RefSeq and is a predicted model, not a curated record.